Racocetra persica is the source of this 666-nucleotide messenger RNA. Lineage: Eukaryota; Fungi; Glomeromycota; Glomeromycetes; Diversisporales; Gigasporaceae. The record is from the annotation of a GenBank genome assembly.
AAAAUAUACCUUAUAGAAAUUGGGAUUAUCCAACACUUUUUAAAAAUCCUUUUAAAGAUUAUAGCAAUGAAAUAACUAUUUGGGAUGAAAAAUAUCCUGAUCAUGAUCGACAUAUUCAAUAUCUCGAAGAAGGAUAUGAUUUAGAUGCUAAAGUAAAUUCAGAUACUGAAGUUAUAGAUGCUGAAGUUAUAGAUACUGAAUCAUAUCUAACAAAAAUUUCAGAUGAAAAUAAUAUUUACAAAAGUGAUAUAAUAUUAGCAAAACAAGCAGAAGGUACUGUAGGAUUUUUUGUUACAAAUUCUACUUAUUCUAUAAAUGCAUAUAAUGAGGCAAGUAACUCAAAGCAACAAAUUAUUCUUUGUACAAAAAAUAAUGUGAUUGAAAAAAUCAAAGCAACUAAAUUAAAUUUAGAAAACAAAGAGUUACAAAAAAAUUCAUUUAAAUUAAAUGAUUUGGUAAUCAAAGAUCUUAAAAUCGAUUCUGGUGAAUCUACUAUAUAUCUGUUUGGUAUAAAAAUUGAUGGAAAAUAUAGAAUUGGAUCUAUGCAAAUUAAAGAUAAUUUUAAAAUAAAAAAACAUAUUACUGAACUUGAGAUUUUAUUAAAAAAGUUAAUUGACAAUAUUAACGACAAGGAAUAUUCUUUAAAACAAGAAUAUUUAUCAGAAU